Messenger RNA from Mus pahari (shrew mouse), 2588 nucleotides. It is a transcript of the gene Mad1l1, whose product is annotated as mitotic arrest deficient 1 like 1. Gene Ontology annotation, biological process: attachment of mitotic spindle microtubules to kinetochore; mitotic spindle assembly checkpoint signaling. NCBI's taxonomy places the organism in Eukaryota, Metazoa, Chordata, Mammalia, Rodentia, Muridae. Gene Ontology annotation, cellular component: nuclear envelope; mitotic spindle; kinetochore. The record is from RefSeq and is a predicted model, not a curated record. The transcript has 18 exons. The coding region runs from base 54 to 2207 and encodes 717 amino acids.
GGAGAUCUGAGCGGCUGCUGCAGCACCGGGCUGCUCUGCUGAGGAGGGUGACCAUGGAAGACCUCGGGGAGAACACCACAGUCCUGUCCACCCUGAGAUCUCUGAACAACUUCAUUUCUCAGCGAGUGGAGGGAACAUCAGGCCUGGAUGUGUCCACAUCUGCCUCGGGGUCCCUACAGAAGCAGUAUGAAUAUCACAUGCAGCUGGAGGAAAGAGCAGAGCAGAUCCGCUCAAAGUCCUACCUCAUCCAAGUGGAGCGGGAGAAGAUGCAGAUGGAGCUGAGCCACAAGAGAGCUCGAGUGGAGCUGGAGAGAGCAGCCAGCACCAAUGCCAGGAACUACGAGCGCGAGGUGGAUCGCAACCAGGAGCUCCUGGCACGCAUUCGACAGCUCCAGGAGUGUGAGGCCGCAGCAGAAGAGAAGAUGCGGGAGCAGCUGGAGCGCCACAGGCUGUGCAAGCAGGGCCUGGAUGCUGCCAGUCAGCAGCUGCGGGAACAGGAGGACAGCCUGGCUGCGGCCAAGGAGAUGAUUAGUUCAUUGAAGGGGCGUGUCUCAGAGCUGCAGUUGAGUGCGAUGGACCAGAAGGUGCAGGUCAAGCGGCUGGAGUCUGAGAAGCAGGAGCUGAAGGAGCAGCUGGAGCUGCAGCAGCGGAAAUGUCAAGAGGCAAAUCAGAAGAUCCAGGAGCUGCAAGCCAGUCAAGAGGAGAGAGCUGACCAUGAGCAGAAGAUUAAGGACCUGGAGCAGAAGCUGUGUCUACAAGAGCAGGAUGCAGCUGUGGUGAAGAGCAUGAAGUCUGAGCUGAUGCGGAUGCCUAGGAUGGAGCGUGAGCUCAAGAGGCUGCAUGAAGAGAACACUCAUCUAAGGGAGAUGAAGGAGACCAAUGGGCUGCUCACAGAGGAGCUGGAAGGUCUGCAGAGGAAGCUGAGCCGGCAGGAGAAGAUGCAGGAGGCUCUGGUUGACCUGGAGUUGGAAAAGGAGAAGCUGCUUGCAAAGCUGCAGAGCUGGGAGAACCUGGACCAGACCAUGGGCUUGAAUCUCAGGACUCCAGAGGACCUUUCUAGGUUUGUGGUUGAGCUGCAGCAGCGAGAGCUCGCCCUGAAGGAGAAGAAUAACAGCAUCACCAGCAGUGCCCGGGGUCUAGAGAAGGUCCAGCAGCAGCUCCAGGAUGAGGUCCGGCAGGUCAAUGCACAGCUGCUGGAAGAGCGGAAAAAGAGAGAGACACAUGAGGCACUUGCCCGAAGGCUCCAGAAGCGCAAUGCAUUGCUGACCAAGGAGAGAGACGGCAUGCGUGCCAUCCUGGGAUCCUACGACAGUGAGCUGACCCAAACUGAGUACUCAACCCAGCUGACACAGCGCCUGUGGGAGGCCGAGGACACGGUUCAGAAGGUACAUGCCCACAGCUCGGAGAUGGAGGCUCAGCUGUCUCAGGCCCAGGAGGAGCUUGGGGUUCAGAAGCAGAGAGCUGACACGCUGGAGAUGGAGUUGAAGAUGCUGAGGGCCCAGACAAGCUCAGCUGAAUCCAGCUUCCCAUUCUGCAAAGAGGAGGUGGAUGCACUCAGGUUGAAGGUGGAGGAGCUGGAGGGUGAGCGGAGCCGUCUGGAACAGGAAAAGCAGAUGCUGGAGAUGCAGAUGGAGAGGCUAACCCUACAGGGUGACUACAACCAGAGUCGAACCAAAGUGCUACACAUGAGCCUGAACCCAGCCAGCAUGGCCAGGCAACGCCAGCGUGAGGACCAUGACCGGCUGCAGGAGGAAUGUGAGCGCUUACGCGGACUUGUACAUGCCCUGGAGAGAGGGGGCCCCAUCCCUGCUGACCUGGAGGCUGCCUCCAGCCUGCCCUCAUCAAAGGAGGUGGCAGAGCUGCGGAAGCAGGUGGAAAGUGCUGAGCUGAAGAACCAGCGGUUGAAGGAGGUUUUUCAGACCAAGAUCCAGGAGUUCCGCAAGGUUUGCUACACGCUGACCGGCUACCAGAUUGAUGUGACCACGGAGAGCCAAUACCGCCUCACCUCCCGAUACGCUGAGCACCAGACGGACUGCCUCAUCUUCAAGGCCACAGGACCCUCGGGCUCCAAGAUGCAGCUGCUGGAGACGGAGUUCUCCCGUUCUGUGCCUGAGCUCAUUGAGCUGCACUUGCUGCAGCAGGACAGCAUCCCUGCCUUCCUCAGUGCGCUCACCAUAGAGCUGUUCAGCCGCCAGACCUCUGUCUAGCCUCUUCCUGUGAGCAUCCUCACCUACAGCCUCACCUGUACCUGCAACCCCCAGACCUUGGGCCAGCUCUUGGUUUACAGUUGCCCACAUCAUCCCCAGAUCCCUUUGCCACUCACAGCUGCAUCGUGUCACAAACACUAGCCAUAGCCUCUGCUCAAGCAGCCACUGUCUCUUUUCCCUGGUCAGCAGGAGCAAGCUACAAAGCCAGAUCACACCCCACUACUCUCCUCCCCACCCCACCCCCUGUUCUAGAGCCGCUCCAUGUACUGUCCCAAGGUGUACCCAUACCAGCCUCCAGUCCCAUGUGCUGGUUGCUUAGGCUUCAGUGGCCACAGUCUCAGCCUAAUGAAAUAAAGUGCUGUCUUUGUCUUCCUUCCUGGA